This is a messenger RNA of Eremothecium sinecaudum, 756 nucleotides long. It is a transcript of the gene PRE6, whose product is annotated as proteasome core particle subunit alpha 4. The coding region runs from base 1 to 756 and encodes 251 amino acids. NCBI's taxonomy places the organism in Eukaryota, Fungi, Ascomycota, Saccharomycetes, Saccharomycetales, Saccharomycetaceae. Gene Ontology annotation, biological process: ubiquitin-dependent protein catabolic process. The record is from RefSeq and is a predicted model, not a curated record. The transcript has 2 exons. Gene Ontology annotation, cellular component: proteasome core complex; proteasome core complex, alpha-subunit complex; nucleus.
AUGAGUGGUUAUGACAGGGCGCUAUCUAUUUUCUCACCUAAUGGCCAUAUUUUUCAGGUUGAAUACGCUUUGGAAGCUGUAAAGAGGGGUACAUGUACAGUGGGCGUAAAAGGUACCGAAUGUGUUGUGUUGGGAUGCGAGCGUAGAUCAACACUAAAACUUCAAGAUCCACGUAUAACCCCAUCCAAGGUAUCCAAGAUCGACAAUCAUGUUAUAUUAUCAUUUGCAGGUCUCAAUGCGGACUCGCGGAUUCUAAUUGAAAAGGCUCGUGUCGAAGCCCAAUCACAUAGGCUUACCUUGGAGGAUCCAGUAACAGUAGAGUACAUGACGCGUUACAUAGCUGGAGUACAGCAAAAGUACACCCAAUCGGGUGGUGUCAGACCGUUCGGUGUAUCGACGCUGAUUGCUGGGUUCGACCCAAGGGAUAAUAGUCCUAAACUAUAUCAAACCGAACCCAGUGGUAUAUAUUCUGCCUGGUCGGCGCAGGCAAUAGGAAGAAAUUCCAAGACUGUAAGGGAGUUUUUAGAAAAAAAUUACUUGAAGCAAAACCCCCCCAGUUCCGAGCAGGACUGCGUAAAGCUGACCGUCAAGGCUCUGCUCGAGGUUGUUCAGACAGGCGCGAAAAACAUUGAAGUCACGGUUGUAAAGCCAAAUUCUGAAAUCCUCACACUAACCACAGAUCAAAUUACCACAUACGUUCAAGAAAUAGAACAGGAAAAACAACAAGAGUUCGAGAAGAAGAAGCAGGGCGAAUAA